Messenger RNA from Rotaria socialis, 3042 nucleotides. The record is from the annotation of a GenBank genome assembly. Lineage: Eukaryota; Metazoa; Rotifera; Eurotatoria; Philodinida; Philodinidae.
AUGAAUAUCGAUAACGUCGAAUUAUACUUACGUGAAAAUCAUCACCAUCGUAUAUUAUUAAAUUAUCGUACCGUCAAGAAAUUUUAUCUUCGUGUUGCACUAGUCCAGUUAGAUAUUCGUUUUCUUAAGUCUUGUCGAACCAAAGAUAUAAUACCAAAAUUCUUAUGGUUCAAGACUGCUAACCGGAAUCUAGCUGCAUCACCAGCAUAUAAAAAUAGUCAACGUCGUUUACUAAAUGCUGAAAUCAAUUACAAAUACAAGCAUCUUAAUAAACUGAAGAAGAUGUACCAAUAUUCAGUUACUGUACUGCAACAAUACUGUCCUGGAGAUUUAUUUGAGAGAUUACAGCAAAUUAUCACUCUAAUAUGUUGUCCUCUCAUUAAAACAAAAGAACAAGAUAUUGAAGAAAAACUACACCGUCAUCUUCUACGUACUGCACCAAAACAUACCGUCGACCCAACAGUUGUCACUAAUCAAUCAACACGAAUAUUAUCGAAUGAUGAAAUCGAUUGUCUUGCUAAUGGUCUAGAUUAUGGCUUAGUGCCAAAACGUUUUGAUGAGAUGAAUGCUGUGGGAAAUAUUGAACAAUUUUUCCAUCGCGUUACUGAUAUAUAUCAACAUCAUAAAAAGUUCAUGAAAGACUUGAGAGACAACAAUAAAAUCAUACCGAAUGAUAUUCGUGUUCUCAACACCAAUGAGAUGACUUUGGCAAGUCAUCUUCGUAGUUUAACUGACACUUUCCGACAUCAAGCGGAUCGAUACCGACAAAAACAAUAUCAGAUUCGUGGUGAACAAAAACAAUAUUAUAAACUACUCAAAUUAUUAAAGCAAGACAAUUCAAUAGUUGUUACUCGUCCUGACAAAGGCCGUGGCAUUGUUUUAAUGAACAAAAGCGAUUAUUUAUCCAAAAUGCAUGCGAUCCUUAGUGAUUCAGCCAAGUUCAGUUGUCUCUUUGAUGAUCCUACCAUCACGAGAGAAAGUAGUUUGAUGAGACUUUUAAACAGACUAAAGAACAAUGGUCAUAUUUCACUAGAUUUUUGGAGUAUGGCUAAACCGAUUGGAUCUACUCCUGGACGGCUCUAUGGGUUGCCCAAAAUACAUAAGCAGGACAAGCCUCUUCGUCCUGUUCUCUCCUCCAUCGGAACAUAUAAUUAUGGUCUUGCUAAGGCUCUGAAAAAGAUGUUGUCAAAAAUUAUACGGAAUGAGGCGGUCAUUAAGGAUACGUUUGCUUUUGUUAAUCAAUUAAGAUCAUUACCAAAAUCUGCUUCAAAAUACAAGAUGGUAUCUUUUGAUAUUUCAAGUCUUUAUACCAAUAUACCUCUUAAUGAAACAAUUGAAAUUAUUUUGAAGUAUUUAUAUGAUGAAAAUACACCACGACCAUCUAUGGAUAGAAAAGACUUCAAGAAACUAUUGGAGUUUGCCACGAAAAAUUCUCAUUUCCUCUUCGACGGUAAAAUGUAUGAUCAAAUAGAUGGAGUUUCUAUGGGAUCGCCCUUGGCACCUCUUCUUGCAGAGAUUUUUCUGCAAGACUUUGAAAAGAAACAUCUAGAAUUAUUUGACUUGAUGGGUAUCGGGUAUUGGAAACGAUAUGUGGAUGAUACUUUUGUGUUAAUUGACCCAAAAGCCGACCCAAAGGAUGUUUGUAAUAGAUUGUCACUAUGUCAUCCAUCUAUAAAAUUUACCGUUGAGAAAGAGAAUUUGGAGUCAAAUUCAAUUCCGUUUCUUGAUGCUCUUGUCCAACGACAAGCCGGUAUUGGAUUUCACACAAAAAUUUACCACAAAGACACUUUUUCUGGUUUGAUAACUAAAUGGGAUAGUUUUGUACCAAAGUCGUACAAAUACAGUGCAAUCUCAUCUAUGGCUUAUAGAGCUAUGAAGAUCUGUUCUACACACCAAGCUCUCCAUGAUGAAUUUGAAUUUAUUCGUAAAUUAUCCUUCAAAAAUGGAUAUCCAAUUGCCUUCGUUGAAUCUGUGAUUCGAAGACAACUCAAUUUAGUAUACGAACCACGUGAAAUAAAACCACCAAAACCUGAAACGGAUAUCGUAGUCUUGAGAGUACCAUAUUAUGGAAACCCAAGUCAUAUAUAUGGUAAACGUGUUACGACAGCAGUUGCUGCAAAAUAUCCAUUAAAGCAGGUACGAGUUGUUUAUGAUGUAACAGCCCGAAUUGGUCAUAACUUUACGACCAAAGAUAAAAUACCAACUGAAUUGAGAUCGGGCGUUGUUUACGAGGCAACUUGUCCUGUGUGCAAUGAAAAAUAUAUUGGUGAAACCUGUCGACAUUUGAAAACACGAAUCAAUGAACAUUUGUCAUACCAGAAAAAAGUGAUGCCUCCGUUAACUCAACCACAAAGAACAACAAGUAUUACAACUGCAAAACCUCAAAAAUUAAUUAUUAACAGUACUUUUCAUAUGAUUACCCGGUCGCAAAGUCGAAUGAACCAGCAGUUAUUAAAUCAAAGAAAGUUAUUACCUAAGCUGUCGACAAUACUUACACGGGAAACAAAAACCACGACUGUAUUAAACCACAAUAAAGUACAAAAGAAGGUUAAAAUCACGGAGUCGAAAACCAAGAAUAUUACUACGAUUCAUAAAAAACUUACCGAUGAUGAAAUCGAUGAUAUCUUAACCAACACAACUCUAGUUGAUAAGAAAACUGUUAAUAUUAUACCAAAAUCCGCCAUAUCGAAACAUUCUGCAGCAACUGGACAUCGAUUUAAUAAUGAAGAUUUUGGUAUUUUGCUCGCAGACUACCAUCGCUAUCGUCUUAUAAUUAAAGAAUCACUACUAAUAAUAAAAAGAAAUCCAAAAUUAAACAUCAACGAAAGAUCGAUGCCAUUAUACAUUUACCCCGAUGGACUAUCGAUAGCCCAGAAAAAAGAAACAAACCAACUACCAACUACAAAACAAACCACAAAGGGCAUGUAUAUUACCACUAACUCCCACAUUUCGAAAAUUUUAUUCUCCUUAGUCCUUCACCAACAACAUACUGUUUCUGACCAAACCACAACAACUACCACGAAUCCUAUCCAAAACAAGUAA